AAACGAAGGCGAUUCGUAAUUUGGAACACGUCAUCUACCAAAAUAUCAUUUCGUGGUCAAUUCCAGUUUCCAAGAUUACUAUUUCCCGGUGAAAGUCCAAUCUGCUUCCGCCUCAUCGGAGCUCCGAAUCUUUUGCUUCCGACUCCCAAUUUCCCUUCCACGCCCUUCCCAUCUUCUUUGAUUGAUUGGCUAAUUGAAUGGGGACGGAAAUUUCGGAGCCAUUGCUCCUCCAGCUCCCGGCGGAUGAGACCCCUCCUGAACCUGAACAUCAUUCCGGGAUUGGGCAAAAUAUCCCGUCUUGGAAAGAACAGAUAACUCUGCGUGGGCUGGUGGUCAGCGCUUUGUUGGGAACUCUAUUCUGUAUUAUCACCCACAAGCUGAAUCUGACCGUCGGGAUCAUACCCUCCCUCAACGUUGCUGCUGGAUUGUUGGGUUUCUUCUUUGUCAAGACCUGGACUACUCUCUCUUCCAAAUUGGGAUUUUCGUUUCGCCCUUUUACUCCCCAGGAAAACACCGUUAUUCAGACCUGCGUUGUUGCCUGUUAUGGCCUCGCUUUUAGUGGUGGUUUUGGUUCUUACAUGCUUUCUAUGGAUGAGAAAACAUACAAACUCAUUGGUGAAGACUAUCCUGGUAAUCGGGCUGAAGAUGUAAAGAACCCUGGAUUAUUGUGGAUGAUGGGUUUUAUGUUUGUUGUCAGUUUCCUUGGGCUUUUUAGCCUUGUUCCUCUUCGCAAGGUUAUGGUCAUGGAUUAUAAACUUACUUACCCCAGUGGGACAGCAACAGCUAUGUUGAUCAAUAGCUUCCACACAAGUACUGGAGCUGAACUUGCAAGGAAACAAGUGGCGUCGCUCGGUAAAUAUUUGAGUAUUAGCUUCUGCUGGAGCUUCUUCAAAUGGUUUUUCAGCGGUAUAGGGGAUGCAUGUGGAUUUGAUAAUUUCCCUAGCCUCGGGUUGACAUUGUUCAAGAACACCUUCUACUUUGAUUUUAGCCCUACCUACGUUGGAUGUGGUCUUAUAUGCCCUCAUAUUGUCAACUGUUCCACUCUUCUUGGAGCUAUAAUAUCGUGGGGGUUUCUUUGGCCGUUCAUUUCCCGGCAUGCUGGUGACUGGUACCCUGCUGGCCUCGGCAGCAAUGACUUUAAAGGUCUCUAUGGUUACAAGGUUUUCAUUGCUAUUUCGCUUAUUCUGGGUGAUGGGCUUUACAAUCUGAUUAAGAUAAUAGCAAUAACUGUGAAGGAGAUGUGCAAAAAUGGUACCAAGGAUAAGGAUCUUCCUGUUUUCAAAGAGGUUCUGGAUGGUGAGGCUUCAAAGUUACUACUUGAGCAGAAAAGGCGAGACGAAGUGUUCUUAAAAGACAGGAUCCCAUUUUGGUUUGCUGCUUCUGGAUAUGUCUGUCUGGCAGCAAUAUCCACAGCCACUAUACCGAUCAUAUUUCCACCCAUAAAGUGGUAUCUAGUCUUUUGUGCAUAUAUUAUUGCUCCUGCCCUCGCCUUCUGUAACUCUUACGGAACUGGGCUCACUGACUGGAGCUUGGCUUCCACGUAUGGCAAGAUCGGCCUUUUCAUAUUUUCUUCUCUGGUCGGAAGCAAUGGUGGUGUCAUAGCGGGGCUUGCAGCUUGUGGGGUCAUGAUGUCUAUUGUCUCAACCGCAGCUGAUCUGAUGCAAGAUUUCAAGACGGGUUACCUCACAAUGUCCUCGGCCAAAUCCAUGUUUGUGAGCCAACUUGUUGGGACAGCCAUGGGAUGUGUGAUUGCCCCUCUGACGUUCUGGAUGUUCUGGACUGCUUUUGACAUUGGCACGCCUGAUAGCCCCUACAAAGCACCCUAUGCUGUGAUUUACAGGGAAAUGGCCAUCUUGGGAGUUCAAGGCUUCUCUGAACUCCCAAAGCAUUGCCUCGCCCUGUGCUUGGUUUUCUUUGUCGCGGCUAUAGCCAUCAACUUGUUGAGGGACGUAACGCCUAAGAGGAUUUCACAGUUCAUCCCAAUACCGAUGGCGAUGGCAGUGCCCUUCUACAUAGGGGCAUAUUUUGCGAUUGACAUGUUUGUGGGAACGGUUAUAUUGUUUGUGUGGGAGAGGAUUAACAGGAAGGAAGCAGAGGACUAUGCAGGUGCAGUGGCAUCUGGUUUGAUUUGUGGAGAUGGGAUAUGGACAAUACCGUCUGCGGUGCUUUCAAUCUUUAGGGUUGAUCCUCCAAUUUGCAUGUACUUUGGUCCAUCUUCAAGUAGCUGAUGAGAAUUGGGGGGUCAUGUCCCCCAUGGGAGUCAAAACUUGUAUGUAAUGUAUAAAACAUCACUUUUUUUUUUUUUUCUCCUUUUUGCUGUGUAUUCCUGAUACAUGUAUGUAUGAUUCUGUUGUACAUUCUCUUACUUAUAGUGUUAUUUUUGUGGGAUGCACAGAGAAGAAGUGGCUCAUUUCACUCUCACAAAUUCACAA
Oldenlandia corymbosa var. corymbosa is the source of this 2432-nucleotide messenger RNA. Lineage: Eukaryota; Viridiplantae; Streptophyta; Magnoliopsida; Gentianales; Rubiaceae. The record is from the annotation of a GenBank genome assembly.